Messenger RNA from Plasmodium cynomolgi strain B, 918 nucleotides. RefSeq names its product phist protein. The transcript is spliced from 2 exons. The coding region runs from base 1 to 918 and encodes 305 amino acids. Lineage: Eukaryota; Apicomplexa; Aconoidasida; Haemosporida; Plasmodiidae. The record is from RefSeq and is a predicted model, not a curated record.
AUGUCUUACAGCUCUAGCGAGUCUCUAUUUGUCCGUCCGAAAAUAUACCAGGAUCGGGGGAUGCAAGUGCAGAAAAUUUACGAUGAUGCAAUUGAGUCCGAUGUACAUAGAGGGGAGAACAUGAGGCACAACAUCCGCAGAGGUGGAGGAGGAAGUAGCAGGGGUUCUAGAAACGUUUUAUCUAAAGUUUUUACCGUCUCGAUGUUUUCUAAUUUGUUGAGCAGCAGCCCCUACCAGGUGAGUCCUCCCUCUGAAGAGGGGAAGGAAGCGGUGCACGUGUUUGUCAUGAAAGCAGCAGCAAAUAAUGGAAGCGACAACACCUGCAACCUCUUAGACGGGUCUCUUUCAGAUAUCGAAAUAGGCGAGGAAGUGUUCGAGGACAGUGUUUUCAUAGAGUCAAAUUACGAUCAAAUAAAAGUGCUCAAGUAUGACAAAGUAAUAGAGGAUGAUGAAAUCCCAAUCUGUUGCGAAGUCUCAGAUUUUACUGAAAAUAUGACGAAUGAGGAGAUAAUUGAGAGAAUUAACAAUUUAGAUGACCCGGUGCCAUUCAGGGAUAUGUUUAUUGUGUAUAAUUCUUUUCACGAAAAUGAAAGAAAAAAAUUUAAUAAAAUGCAAAAAUUUUUGUUUGAAAAUGUGGCCAAAAAAGAACAUUUAAAAGAGGACUAUAAAAAGGAUGCAUGGGCUUAUAUCUCUUCUUACAUGACUCAGCAAUUGUUAAGGAAAGAUUUUGUAGAUUUUAAUUCUUUAUAUAAAUUGGACGAAGAAGAAUGCAGUGUUGAAGAAUAUGUGAACUUCAUAAGGAAGAAGAAGGCCUCCUGGAAUAUCUUUUUCCGCCAUAUGGAGGACAUAGGUAGAAAGAUGAUAUAUGACUAUGUGAUGAGGGGUUCCCCCAAUAGGAGGAAUCAAGAAAUUAUUUGA